UUACGCUGGUGAUAACCCGUUAAUAAGUGAUAAUAUUUUUCUUUCUAAAACAAUCUAUUUGUUACUUUUCUUAAGGCGAGAAUAAAAUAGCGGCAGUAGGUCUUUUAUUUCACAUGCUUUUUAGAAAACUCCCAAGUUAUCCUUACUCUCAUUUUCAAAUAAGGAGUGAUUUAAAGGAGACUUAAACACCAACUUUUUAAAUAUGGACAGAUUCUUAUAAUGGACUCAAACACUCACGACAUACGACUAAAACAAUAUAUAUUGAGAGUUACUUUAAAAACACAAUAGUACACUUAACUCAACCGCGCCAGAUAAUUAUGCCGUACCUUUAGUUUUACUUGCGCAUUGUUUUUAAUUACAUUAUUUAUCAACUAUUAAAAUGUGAUACGACAAAACAAUUAAAACUUAAUAUCUUUACAACACCACAAUAAAAUAAAGCAAAUUAAUUUUGACCAAGUUUGGGCAUGCAUGAAAAGAAAUUACCAUUUGGUUAGAGAAAUAAUUGACGCUCAACAAGAAAUGUUGUUAUAAUGGAGAACAUAUUUAUAAAAUUGACAUGGAAUGUUGGAGUAUUAAAACGAACUCAGAAAACAACAUAAAUUUGAUGUAAAAUAAAUUCAAUGUAGAGGAAAAAACAACAAUAUUCAUUAAAAGGCUACAAAAAUAAUAAUAACAUCUGACAUCAAACUUCACAAAAGACAAAAUGUUAUUGUGCACAGUUCUACUGAUGUAUGUUGUUAAUACUGUUCACUCGCAGUUGUUAAGAGGUUUCCCCAUAAACGAGUUUAUGAAUGCUACAGAAUUUAGUAAAAAUUACCCAUUUUAUCGACUGCUUUGUAAUGGAUUAAAAGCAAUUGGAGAGCCGCAGUGUUGCGAAUGCGACAAAGAUUGCAUAAAAUACAGAACAUGUUGUAUCGACAAGUUAUGGGAUUCCGAGAAACCAUUACCAUUACAACCAUAUCUUUCUAAGUUUAUAGAAGAAACAAAGAAACACAAGGAAAUAUCAUGUGAGCCUGUUUUAAACCAUACUCAACAUAAAAGUGAAACAUUCUUAAUGGUAACUUCGUGUUUGCCUGGAGCAAAUCAAAGUGAUGUUAAUGGUUGUAUUUCUCCUGGUAUAGAAAUUAAUAAUUACAGUCCUAUUGUCGACGAAAGCCUUUAUUUGUAUCGAAAUGAAUACUGUGCAAGGUGCAACUUUAUCACUAAUUUUAAGCGGUUAGACAUAAAGGCUCGUUGCAUAAAUGCUUCCAUUGUUGCUACAAGAAAACACAUUAACUGGAGCACCUUAUCAAGUCUCAAGGGUUGCGAGUUUUUUCUUGAUCAGAACAUCGUGAACAAACAGUUGAAGAGAUGCCUAUCGGUAUCUGGAUGCAGCAAAGGUAACCCUUAUUAUGACUUAUGUCAAAUUUACGGUAAAUCUUUGGGUUCUUACAAGAAUUAUCAUUGCUAUAAAUGUGAAGCAUCAAGUAAAGGCUUCAAAAAUCAAUUGAUCACAGACAGCUGUACAUCAGAUUGCAAUAAAAAUUGUCCUUCUUAUGAUGAAACAGCAUUGUUAUUUGCAUUUACAAUGUCUUCAAAUGGAAGCCACAUGGACAUUAUCAAUUUUAGGCAACUUUUCCCAAUAAGAACGUUUUUAAACAUUCCCUUGAGUUAUAAACUACCUGUUGGUGAAAACUUUGAACAGUAUUUAUGUCGUGGCAGGCGAACAAAAUGUUGUGAUUGUAGUGAAACUUGCAUGCAGAGAAAGCAAUGUUGCAUUGAUAAAUUCUGGAAUGAAACAAAUCCAGUACCGUAUAACUCAUAUCUUGAUUUGUUUGUACAAAAAUCAAAACAUUUCAAAGAUUAUUCCUGCGAACCAGUUUUACCAUAUGCUUCAUCCAUUGGCCAUACAAGUGAAUAUAGAUUAAUGGUAAAGUCGUGUCAUCAAGCUUUUAAUGGUAUUGAAAAAAUUGAAUGCAUAUCACCUUCUAAUUCGCUACAGCCAAACUUCCUUCCGGUACUGGGAUCUGACGGUUACGUUUACAGCAAUUCCUAUUGCGCCAUAUGCAAUUUUCUUAAAGAUUUUCAGGUCAUAAAUAUUACAGCAGAUUGCGCAGACAUCUGGCCACCAGCACCUAACGAAUUUAGAAAACUUUAUCAAAAUUCUUCAGCUACUUUAAAUCUACAAAGAAACUUCCAGGGUUGCGUUUUUAAGAGCAGCGUGUCCAUACCAUGUAAAACUGGCAGCAAAUGGAACAAGCCUUGCCCGUAUGGAAGCCCAGAUUAUGAUCUGUGCAAAUCUUAUAGCGGUAAAAUGAAGUCAGUUGCCAACUACCAUUGUUGGAGAUGUCACAAUUUUCUAGCAAAUACCACUUUUCCUCCUAUAGUGAAUUGCGAUCCUUUCAAAUGCCCAGCAGGAGAUUGUCUUGUGGUUGUACAACCCCCACCAUACUUACCCUGGUCAUUUUUGGUGAGCUUUUCUGAAACAACUAAAUUUCAAGUGAGAGGAUUUGGCACAAAAACACUUUGCCAAAACGGUACUACAUACGACAUCGAAUCCUCCACAUGCGUCCAGUAUCUUUGCUCUAAUCUUUAUCAUCAAAUUGCAGGGAAGUGUGUAUUAAAAACACCUGCAGUCCCUAAAGUAAUUACCCCCAUUGUAUUAGAGCCUAAUUUUGACAAUUGCAUUGCCGCACAAAAGAGUGUUUUCUUUUUUAUACUAGAAAGGAACACUUCUAUAAAUGAAUUAGAAAUUAUUUCUAAUUUUCAUGCAGUCACAAACAUCACACUGACGCUAAAGACAUUAGGUAAAAGUCUUAUCAAAAUAGCCAAUUGUACAAUUACUGAAGAUAUGCUCGACACCAUAAUGCAUACUCCUUUGGAAAAUGUAUUUCUGCAUGGCAUAAAAAAACUAAUAAUUGCUAAAAAACUAAAAACAGAAUUAACACAACGCUACGGUUUUGACUUAUCGAGGAUAUUCUCACACAAGAUAUGCGCUAAACCAAUCCUGAAUGAUGCAAGAAAUGUUACUGUUUCCCCAACAUGCGACAUUGUCCAGAACAAUUUUUCCACACAAUUAAAAGACGUCUCUAUGUGGAUAGAGAUAACAAAUGCAAAACGAAGCAGGCUAUACAGUACUUGUGAAAUACUGCAUUUGCAUUCAGACUGUCCGUUAAAACCCCUUAUUAAUAAUGUAACUGUCAACAAAUCUAAUUUUUUGAUACAUAAAACACAAAAUGGUGAAACUCACUACAGACCAGAAGAUUAUUUGCCUCUGAAAACAGGAUUUGGAGUUUGUAUCAGUUCUCCAACCCGACACGCUAUUACCUAUAUUUGGUUGAAGGAUUUAUAUGAGGUAGAACAUUACAUUUCUAUUGUUGGUACAUCCAUAAGUGUGUUAUGCUAUAUAUGGAUAAUAUCAACGUUUAUUGGGUUUAAAGAAUUGAGAACAUUGCCUGGUUUAAACACGUUAGGUAUGUGUUCAUCACUACUCUUUGCAGAUGUGUUAUUCUUAUUAACAAUGAAAGCAAAAGAAUCAUACACGUUCUGUUUAACAGUGGCAGUAUUGUUGCAUUGGAGUUUGUUGCUAUCAUUUUUAUGGAGUAUAUUGAUAGCCUAUGACCUGGUUGUAAAAUUUGGAACCUUUAAAGUCUCUUCAAGAGAAAACAAUGUAAGAAAGUUUUUGCCCAGAUGCAUCUUAGCACUUUUAAUAUCAACUGUAAUAGUGGUGAUAACAGUAAGUUUAGAUCAAGGAUCGAAUGUUGAUGUGGGCUAUGGAAUUAAUCGUAUUUGUUGGAUUAAUUAUCUUCAUGCACGAAUUGCAGCUUACAUUGUCCCCAUAUCAUUGGCAUUUUUGAUCACUCUAUGCUCACUCUCUUAUACAAUGUAUAAAAUUCAUCAUGAAUUGAAAGUGAACGAAAAGGUCUUAAAAACAGGCUCAUUUAGAAAGCUUAAGACAUUGAAAAUUGCAUUAAAGUUAACAAUAAUACUUGGUUUAUCCGAAGGAAUAGGAUUUAUUCAAAUCGUGAAAUCGGAUCUCAGUGAACGUGAGUUGGCAAUUAAUGCAAGUUUUGGAUUCGUGUAUUCUUUAUUUCGAAGUUUACGUGGUGUUAUGUUGUGGUUGGUGUACAUACUUGGUGCAAACGCGUUUUCUAUGUAUAAAAAACGUAUUCAGAGUUUUAGAAGAAAGCAUGCGGAAGAAUCUACGCACUUAGAUACAAAAAGUACCGGACUGAACUCGUCUAACAAUGAAAUAAAUGGAGCAAGCGUUGCAGAUUCAAGGCUUUAAAUGUUAUCGAUUGAGAUUUAUUCUUUGUCUUUUGACAAAUUAAACGAAUUUUCUCUUACCAGAGUACUACCAAUGGAGUUGUUGGAAUGGGGUUUGACAAACAGGUUUACGUUAUUCAUAGUUGAUCAACAUUGAUAUUCAAAGAAGUGUAUAAAACUUCUAUGUUCGAUGGGAGAUUGUGUCAAUGUGAAACAAAGAUAUCGCGUAUAAAAGCCAGCAAUUUUUUUUAAAUAUAUAUUUCAUUGUUUUUAAAAAGUAAGACUUGUCUUAGUCUGGUUUUUUAGUGUAGCAAAUAAAUAUUACAGGGCGUACAAUCUCUCGAAAUUAUAUGAAUGAGGGUGGGGAGGAAUUGAUUGUCUAUCAUUUUCGUAUCUCUUUUACUACUGCGCUGUAGAUCAACAGGAACUGUAGAAAAAGUGUUCCUUAAAUAAGAACAAAAGAAAGCUGAAAUCUGAAACUGUGAUCUUAAAGUGAUCAACCCGUUAGGAAAAACAUAAUAAGAAAUCAGGAUGAAAAAAGAUUAAAAUAUAACAACAGUAAGUACCAGGAUAGAU
Molecule: messenger RNA, 4821 nt
Organism: Hydractinia symbiolongicarpus
Lineage: Eukaryota; Metazoa; Cnidaria; Hydrozoa; Anthoathecata; Hydractiniidae
Exons: 1
Coding region: 704-4267 (1187 amino acids)
Biological process (GO): G protein-coupled receptor signaling pathway; cell surface receptor signaling pathway
Cellular component (GO): membrane
Molecular function (GO): G protein-coupled receptor activity
Source: RefSeq, a predicted model, not a curated record